CCGGAAGAGAAGAGGUACAUUUCCCAGCCAUCUUGUGGUAGUAUCUAGCGAAUUGUUCGCACCAAGCCUCGUAGAAUCGGAGGUGAAUUCCGCUGAAGGGGCGCGAUCAUGCCCGGGCAUCUGCAAGAAAGCUUCGGCUGCGUCGUAACCAAUCGGUUCGACCAGCUAUUGGACGAUGAAUCAGACCCUUUCGAGGUGCUAAAGGCGGCGGAGAAUAAGAAGAAAGAGGCGGCUGCAGCUGGUAUCACCAAGUCUGCAGCCCAAGCCGCCAAGCAGACCAAGAAGGAGUCACAGAAGGACAGGAAGAAUCCGCUCCUUGACAAGAAAGAUGAAACUCAGACUGCAGUACCUCUGAAGAAAGAAGGUAUCAGGCGGGUGGACCGAAGGCCGGACCAGCAGGGCCAACCUGGCUCCCAGCACCAGGCCGGGCAGGGCGAGGGGCGGCCCGCCGGCGAGAGGAGGCCAGACAACAGGAGACCCCCACGUGAGCGCCGCUUCGAUAAACCCAUCGAGGACAAGCCCGACGUCGGAGAGAGAGGAGAGUUCUCUGCAGACAAACCUUUCGUAGACCGGCCRCCCAGAGGGCGUGGCGGCGGCCGAGGUGGGCGUGGUGGACGGGGCCGGGGCAUGGGCCGGGGUGACGGCUUCGACUCCCGCGGCAAACGGGACUUCGACAGACACAGUGGCGGCGGUGACAAACCUCAGAAAUCCGAGGAGAAGCGUGGCGGMAGUGGCUCUCACAACCGGGGGAACCCCAAGGACGAAACAAGAAUUUCUGUUCCCAGUGGUGAUGCUGAACAGACUGCUGCCCCCGGGGGAACCCCUGAGGGAGUGGAACASCCCCCUGCUGACUCUGAGAACAAGGAGAACGAGGUGGAGGAACCGAAGGAGGAGGGCCCCAAGGAGAUGACCCUGGACGAAUGGAAAGCCAUGCAGGACAAGGAACGCGCCAAAGUGGAGUUCAACAUCCGCAAGCCCAACGAGGGCGCCGACAGCAAGUGGAACAAAGGCUACGUUCUGCACAAGUCCAAGAGCGAAGAUGUAAGUGACGAAAAGCUGAAAGACAGACCGGCUGUGAUUGAUGCUCCGGAGAUUGAAGCAGACACAACCCCUCUGUUCAAGGGCAAUCCUGACGAAGUUGGCCCGGACCACCACUUCCGCAAGCCCGCCAACGACAUCACAGCCCAGCUGGAGAUCAACUUUGGAGAUCUGGGCCGGCGCGGGCGGGGGGGAGCCCGUGGAGGAAGGGGAGGCCGCGGUGCGGGAGGAGGCCGAUCUGAAAAGCCGGGUGGAGUGUCCGUUCCCAACGUUGACGACCCAGAGGCCUUCCCGGCCCUGGCUUAAUACUCUAGCACCGCCACCAGACCGCCCCAUCAGCCCCUCCGGGCAUUAGCCCCGCCCCUCCGGGCCCCUCCUCUACGAGGCUUGCAUGCUUACAACUUCUUCAAGUAUACGAGAGAAAAAAAAGACUGUCAUCACACCUGAGGACUGAAAUUUUAACCUGUUUUAAAAUGACAGAUAAAAGACCAAAAAAAGCGGAAAAUGGACUUCUCUUGUUGAACUGAAGCAAAUUAUUGGUAAACGUUUUGUAUUUUGAGACAUGAUAGCAGGGAUGUUUUCAUACAGUCGUUUUUUUUCUUCAGAUAUUAUGCAUACUUCAUGGAUAUUUUUUUGUAUUGCUGCUUGAAAAAAUGCAUUUCAGAGAUUGUGUGUGUGUGUGUGUGUGUGUGUGUGUGUGUGUGUGUGUGUGUGUGUGUGUGUGUGUGUGUGUGUGUGUGUGUGUGUGUGUGUGUGUGUGUUUUAACCGCGAUGCUUUGGCUGGCUUUCCUCAUGACUUUAUCGGAAUAUUUUGGGGUCAUCUUAGACAAGCUUUUAUUUUGAAAGGGUGACUUUUAAGUCAUGUAUUGCUCUGUUAAACUCAAUACAUUUGAGUACCUUUGUACUAAAUCUUUUACUGUGUUUUAAAAAUGUACCUGUAUUCUAGUGACCCCUUGAGCUUAAUAUUCUUCUGCUUGUCAUGCAGUGAAAGUGAAUUUAGUUUAUUUUCCUAUUGAUAGGCUCUUAUUUUUCUUGACCAGUGGUUCAUGUGCUUUGUCCCUGGUCCUUAACUGCCUGUGUCUUCAGGGCAGCCAGGGUCCAAAAUGUAUUUCUAGGCUGGUCCUUGAAGGUCGUACAGGCUUUACUACUAGUAACCUUAGGACCAKUAUACGAAUAUAUUGUAUUUUUUGUGUGACCAAAUCUUUGUGUGUGUGCGUGCAUGCAUGCGAAAUUGAUUGGGUUCAUUGUGAACGUGAACAAUAGUUACUUGUAGGACUUAAAGUACUCCCCUGUCAUGAACUUGACAUCUUCCCGGGCACUUGACCACAAGUUGAAAAGCAGCUCUCUUUUGCCUGAGGUAGUUGUUAUUUCUGAGAACAUAGUUGUUUAGGGAAGAUGGUCGACUGUGAACAUAUCUUGUUUCUAUCAGCACCAGUACUCUGAAACUUACGUUUAUUUAUUUUAUAAUUCCUCGUGAUCAUCUUUGCUGUUACUGUUUUGUUGUUGUUGUUGUUGUUGUUGUUGUUAUUAUUAUUAUUAUUAUUAUCAUUACUACAGCAGCACUACUGCAUAAUUUGUCUGACAGAAAUGGACCGUUCAAUGUGGAGCAAUCGAGUGCUACAGAAUGUAUGACUGCUAACCUUGCGUAUAGUCAUCUGUGUCUAGCAUUUCCAAUAGAGGAUUUAUUUGACCAAAGUGGGUUCACACCACAGGAUGGGACAACGGCUCAUAAUAACGGCAGGAGCGGAGCUGAUGGAACGGCAUCAAACACAUGGAAACCAUGGAAACCAUGUGUUAGAUGUAUUUAAUUCCACUGAUUCCGCUCCAGUCAUUACCAUGAGCKCGUUCUCCUCAAUUAAGCUGUCACCAACCUCCUGUGCUUCACACAUUUGGGUUGGGGAAGAGGUACAUUUAAGGCAGAUAUUGUAAGUGACAGAAAGCUUUAUAUUACAGUGCUCUGGAAAGACUUGCUGGUAAUGCAUGGACACAGGUGAUUGGCGCAAGCCUUUUGUAGUACUGUUUGAGACACUUGACGGUAGACUUCUCUGCAAACAUCCCUGUUCUAAUAAAUGACUUAAGAGGUGUUAAAUGUAUUCUGCCCACG
Molecule: messenger RNA, 3142 nt
Organism: Salvelinus sp. IW2-2015
Lineage: Eukaryota; Metazoa; Chordata; Actinopteri; Salmoniformes; Salmonidae
Source: RefSeq, a predicted model, not a curated record